Messenger RNA from Rhizophagus irregularis DAOM 181602=DAOM 197198, 529 nucleotides. RefSeq lists its product as uncharacterized. Lineage: Eukaryota; Fungi; Glomeromycota; Glomeromycetes; Glomerales; Glomeraceae. The record is from RefSeq and is a predicted model, not a curated record.
AUGAUUGUAAAUCUUGGAUUAGCAAAGGAAUUGGAAUUCCAGCAUACAUGUUUUAGAUAUUUGGAAUUCUAUGAUCAAACUGUACCUAGUAUAAUUGAAUUUGCUUGUCAAGCUUUAGCUAUUCAUGAAAAUAAUGCUUUCUUUGAACCUUGUCGUAUACUUCCGAACAAAUCUGGUACUAUCGUAAAAGAGACUUGGUUUCCGGGUGUACAUAGUGAAAUAGAAAAUAUUGGAGGUUUAUUAAUGCAUGAUAAUAUCGAGUCUUAUCGUGCUCGAUUCUCUCCUGCUGAUAUUGGACCUUCUUGGCCACUACGUGGCCCAUUUUCAUCCAAUCAUUCGGUCCUGUGACCGAUAUAGCUACUCCCUCAUCCAAUAACUAUUUAAUAUACAAAUUUUGAUCACUUUAUUAUAAAAUAAUAAAUAAGAUACACGAAAAAGGUCUCAGUUGCUUACGUCAUACAUAUCCAAUAACUUUAUUAUCAGUCAUGUUUAUGAAUUAUGAUAACUGAUUUACCACUAGGAUUGCUAU